UGAUAUUGUAGAUACAGUUGUAACAACAAUGACCAGUUCAUCUUUAUCCAUAGUUAUAAAAAAUAUCCUAAAAAAAUACCAAGAUGGUGAGAUGGUUUUGAUGUUUUACGAAUCAAAACAUUGUUUAAAUAGUGCUAUGAGGAACAAAUUGGUAGCUGUAAUAAUAAAGGACCAAAUUCAAAACAAUAAGAAUUUAAAUAGGACAAGAUUUAUUGAAUUAGCUAAGGGAAUUGAAGAAUUAUUUCCAUCUGAAACUGAAGAGUUGUAUUUUAUACCAUAUUGUAAAGAGGGAAAUAUUAUUAGUCCCAAUAGAGGGAAAUUAUACGAUAAAUUUUGUAAUAUAAAAAAAGAUAUCACAAAAAUAAGUGGCUCGAAAAGGAAACAUUCGGAUGGCAAUAAAGAAUUUAAUUUGAAUGAUGAAGGUAUAAAGCAUAAUUAAUUAAAUAUAUUAAAAUUAAGAAAAAAAUAUGCAGGUAAUGGCUAUUGUAUAUUGUUUGUUUGUUUGUUUGUGCUUAAGAUUAUCAAGACUCAUUAAUAUGGCUACGAAACAAUAUUGGACCAGAUAAUAUUUUACAUAAAUUGUGGAAAGAAACAUCAGAAUUUCGGUUGUUAAAAAAUAAAAAUAUUAAUAUGAUGACAACAUAUUUAGGUCUGAGCAAACCCACUGGUCAUAUUUUGGUUAGUUUUAUUUUUAGCCUUUUAAGUAAUCUUGAUA
Acyrthosiphon pisum (pea aphid) is the source of this 715-nucleotide messenger RNA. RefSeq lists its product as uncharacterized. The record is from RefSeq and is a predicted model, not a curated record. NCBI's taxonomy places the organism in Eukaryota, Metazoa, Arthropoda, Insecta, Hemiptera, Aphididae. Bases 29 to 439 code for a protein of 136 amino acids. The transcript has 2 exons.